Leptinotarsa decemlineata (Colorado potato beetle) is the source of this 603-nucleotide messenger RNA. It is a transcript of the gene stumps, whose product is annotated as DBB domain-containing protein stumps. Gene Ontology annotation, molecular function: fibroblast growth factor receptor binding; transmembrane receptor protein tyrosine kinase adaptor activity. The record is from RefSeq and is a predicted model, not a curated record. Gene Ontology annotation, cellular component: cytosol. NCBI's taxonomy places the organism in Eukaryota, Metazoa, Arthropoda, Insecta, Coleoptera, Chrysomelidae.
CAAAACAGCGUAUUUGUUAUCCUCACACAUCCCCUCCAAAAAGAAGACAUCGUCAAAAUUUCAGUGGAAAAAAACGGUGAAUUGUAUGAAGUCAAGUCAGUGAAGAAACGAAAUCCAUACAUUCUAAAAUUUACAAUGCCUGAAAAUUUAACGGAAGUAACGGCCAUCGUGAAUAUACUAGUGGAGAAAAAUGGCAGCAUAAUAGGAAGUCGGCCGAUCAAGUGUGAAAGUAAAUUAAGAGAGCUUGAGCAGAUUUUACGGUCCACUGCAAAUCCCGUGGAGUUUAUGUGUCAGGCGUUAGGUUUUAGUCCUGCAGAACGAGAACUUCUAGACAACUGGUUGGUUCAUAGAUUGCAGAAUAAUAUACCACCGCAUUUCAAUUUGAUAUCCAGGUCUGAAAGCAUUGAAUCGGCAGAUGUUCCAGGACGAAAACACAAACAGCAACGCUAUUCCCGACGCGUGUCACCAACCGAGUUGGCGUUAUCAGGAAAUGAGUAUGGUUCAUCUCUUGGUGACGCCAAAUGGGUUGGUGAAUCCUGCAUUGAGAAGAGUGUUGAAGUUCUGGUAUGCGGGAGCAGAGUUUGUUUUGAAGUUAUUUUAUAA